This is a messenger RNA of Impatiens glandulifera, 1460 nucleotides long. Its product is annotated as pentatricopeptide repeat-containing protein At2g17033. NCBI's taxonomy places the organism in Eukaryota, Viridiplantae, Streptophyta, Magnoliopsida, Ericales, Balsaminaceae. The record is from RefSeq and is a predicted model, not a curated record. The coding region runs from base 26 to 1387 and encodes 453 amino acids. Gene Ontology annotation, molecular function: protein binding. The transcript has 2 exons.
UUGAAAACCACCUCACUGAUAAAGUAUGGCUGACUGCAUCGCUUUAUCGAUUACCCUUCCGGCGAAACUCCGGCGAUAUGCUCCAUCAAAACCGCCGUCUUCUCUAACGAUCUGCUGUGUCCUCAAUAAACGAGUUGAUACAUUUCUCUCUUCUCUUAUCACCACCGCCGCCGUUGCAAACGAUCCAUCAGUCUCUGAUCGCGUAAUCCGCAAAUUCGUUCAGUCAUCUUCCAAAUCCAUCGCACUUGACGCAUUCUCCCGUAUAAUCUCUCCGGAAAAUGCUCAUCCUCAUCUCUCCUCUUUCGCUCUAACGUUCUAUUGGAGGAUUACAGAAACGGAAUGGUUCAAUUGGAAUCCUAAGUUAUUAGCUGACCUAAUUUCUUCUCUUAACGAACGAGGUGAAUUGAACGAAGCUCAAUCUCUACUUUCAGAAGCGAUUGUUAGAUUGAAAGACAGAGAACGCGAUCUUGCUCUUUUCUAUUGUAAUCUAGUUGAAUCUCAUUCCAAACGAAGAUCGCAGUUAGGUUUUUGCAAUUCUUGUGACCUUCUCAAACAGUUAUCUGAUUCUUCAUCCUCUAAUUUCGUGAAACGUCGUGCAUUUGAAUCGAUGAUUGGCGGUUAUUGUAUGAUGGAUCUGCCUCUUGAAGCGGAGAAUCUGAUUUCAGAAAUGAAAGGUUUGAUGAUACGACCAUCUCUUUUCGAGUUUCGAUCACUAAUAUAUGCUUAUGGAAGAUUAGGUUUAUUUGAAGAUAUGAGAAGAAUUACAUCUCAAAUGGAGAGUCAAGGAUUCAAAUUAGAAACUGUUUGUGCUAAUAUGAUGCUUUCUUCCCUUGGAAAUCAUGGAGAAUUCAUAGAAAUGACUACAUUGCUUCAAACAAUGAAGAAAUCUGGAGUUUCGUUCUCCAUUAGGACAUACAAUUCGGUUCUAAAUUCCUGCACUUCAAUCUCUUCAAUGAUCGAAGAUCUCAAAACUGCUCCUAUUUCAAUUCACGAACUUAUGCAAGCGUUGGAGGACAACAACAACAAAGAACGGGUAUUAAUCCACGAACUGAUUGAUUCAUCUGUUCUUGAAGAUUCAAUGGAAUGGAAUAAUCAGGAGAUAAAGUUGGAUUUGCACGGUAUGCAUUUACCUUCCGCCUAUCUGAUUCUGUUACAGUGGAUUGAGAAGUUGCGAACAAGGCUCCAUGAUGAAGAUCAAGUAAUACCAAUGGAGAUUACAGUGGUUUGUGGGAUAGGCAAGCACAGCAUUGUUAGAGGGGAAUCGACAGUGAAGAAUCUUGUAAAGCAGAUGAUGAUUCGAAUGGAUUUUCCAAUGAGAAUCGAUAGAAAUAACAUUGGAUGCUUUGUGGGAAAAGGAAAAGCCAUUACAAAAUGGUUGAAUUCGUAAUGAUUUAUCGAAUGUUUAUGUUAUGUUAUAUUUUACAGUCAAAGUUUAAUUUAUCAAGAAUCUUAGUAACUAA